This is a messenger RNA of Apis florea (little honeybee), 2435 nucleotides long. RefSeq names its product coiled-coil and C2 domain-containing protein 2A. Lineage: Eukaryota; Metazoa; Arthropoda; Insecta; Hymenoptera; Apidae. Gene Ontology annotation, biological process: non-motile cilium assembly; protein localization to ciliary transition zone. Gene Ontology annotation, cellular component: ciliary transition zone. The record is from RefSeq and is a predicted model, not a curated record.
GUGAUUAACUUAUGUUGCUUUGUUAAAUAAAUAUUAUUUUAAAUUAAUACAAUAUUAAUAUGUCUAAUGAGGACAUUGAUUUUAUUAAAGGAUAUUCACAACAUAUUGAAGAUAAAAACAAACAAAAUUUAAAUCUUUGUUAUGCAUAUCCUAUUAUAAAUGAGAGUUCUAACAUCAAUAUUUUUACUACUGACACUAAAAAUCUACGUAAAUUAUAUCAAAAAAUCACAUUAGUUGAAGAUGGAUUAUAUGUUUCUGACACUCCAUUCAUUUACAGUGAUAUUAAACUUUCUAAUUUGAAUCACAUAAAAAUCUUAGAAUAUGAGUCAAAACGUAAAUUUUCUGGUAAAUUAAUAGAAAUUGUAAUUCGUGAAGUAAAAAUUAAUACUUUGACUGAUGACAGUGAUUCUGUUAAAAUCACAUCUGUUUAUUUAUUAUUCAAAAGAAAAAUUAUUUGCAAAGCAAAUAGUCCUUUUAAUAGAAAAUUACAUAAAUUAUUAAUUAAAAAUUCUGAAUGCAAUAAUCUUUUUAUACAAGUACAUAUUAAAGGUGGUCAGUCUAGCAUAUUACCAUUACCAUUGCCGAAACAUAAUAUUGAAAAUUAUAAAACAGAAAUAGAUUUUGCAAUAGGUGACAGUUUUGGUAGAAUACAUGCUGGAACAGUAAUAUAUACAAUUACUUUAAGUAAUUAUGGUGAAAAUAAAGAAGAAUUAUAUAAGAGUCAUUUUAAUAAAUUAAGUAAUGAUCCAAAUGAUCCACAAAAUAAUUUAUCUUUACUUAAGUUACCAAAAAGUAUUCAUAAAAAACAAGUAAAGUAUUUUUUGCUGGAAGAUCCAGCAUUAAUUUUCAAUGCAAAUUUGGAAAUGAUUAUUUCUAAAAAAGUUGAAACAGAACAAAUAAAGUUACCAGAUAUAGUCAUAAUGGAACAACCUAUAUUUUCUUUAUUCAAUAUAUCAUUUCGAGAUUUAUUUCAAGUUAAACGUCCAUUAGAAUCUUCAUCUAAUACUUUUAGACAUCAUACAAUAGGAAAAACAGUUUUAUCUGUUACUAUUUUGCGAGGGAUAGAAAUACCAAUUAGAGAAGAGUCUGCAUUAGUUCAACCAUUUGUAGAAGUUGAAUGGGGUAACAUAAUACAUUCAACUUCUAUAGCAGAAGGUUCAGCACCUGUAUGGCAACAAACAAUGUACUUUGAAUUACAAUCAAGACAAAAUGACGAAAAUUGUAUAAAAUUUCGUUUGUAUGAUCAACAUCCUGGUUGGGGUCAACAAUGGUUAGGUGAAGCUAGAAUUCCUCUUGAAUACCAUAGAAAUUAUCAAGAGCUUGAACGAUGGAUUACAUUAUCUCCUUUAUUUAGUCCAAGUUUAUUAUUUGGAUAUAUACAGGCUAGUCCUGGCCAAUCAUGUACGCGAAUUUAUGUUUUGAUUAAAAUAGAACGUUCAAGUACUCCUAAAUCAGUUGACAAUAUUACUAUAAAUACAUUAUUAAAAGGAAUUCAACGAUGUCUUAUUACAUCAUAUAAAAUCAAUGGUAUAGAAACUCCAAAAGAUGCUGCAAGAUUAACAAUGCUUUUACCAUCAUUACCUAAUUAUUAUGGACCAAUUACUCCACGUCAAAUAUUGAAUAUUAAAAAAGUGGAUCAUUAUGGAAGAGCAGCUUUACUUGCAGUAUUAUUACAAGGUUUUAAUCUACAAACAUAUGUUUUAUUAGGCUCUUCUCAAAUAAGUAAAUGGACGUCAUUUGUUUUAAGCAUUAGCGAAAAUGGAACAUAUACAUUAUGGGAUCCUGAAGUUGGAAAUUAUUAUAAGUUAAAUGAUAGCCAUUGUCCUUUAAUGAAAGUAUCUCAUUUGAUUAAUCAUUUUGGUAUAUGGGAAAAUUUGCAGAAAUCUGCUUUACCUCACAAUCUUAAAUAUGAUGUAAAAUUAAAUAAAGAAUGGCGAUGUAUUGAAACUACUACUUUAAAAAAAAGUGAUCAUAUUAUUCAAAUAUUAGAUUUAAAUAUAACAGAAGAAGAACAAAAGCAAAUGAAAAAAACCGCUAUAGAUAUAGAACAAUCUUUAAAAGAUAAAUUAGCUUAUUGGAGAAGUAUACUUGGUUUACCAACACUCUUUAAUCGACAUGCAACAACUAUUUUAAGAAAUUAUUCUAAGAUGGAACAAUCCUUAGAAAUACAAUUAGAUAAGAAAAAUUUGAAACAAUUAUAUAGAUCUUAUCAUGUUCAUGGUUUCAUUUUAAAUAAACGUGAAUGUCAUAUUGAAGAUUUGAGUGAACAUUUACAUGCAACAAAGAUUUAUGAUAUUAAUGAGUCAGUUGAAUUUGUUGUGAUAUGCCAAAUACAACCUUAUAUUGGCAAAAUUUCUUCAAUUUGGUUGGCUGUUAUAAUUCUUAAAAGUCGUGAUUAGUUUAUAUAUUAAUGUUUAAUAAUAUUUAUUGAUUAU